Messenger RNA from Seriola aureovittata, 3777 nucleotides. It is a transcript of the gene chic2, whose product is annotated as cysteine-rich hydrophobic domain 2. Lineage: Eukaryota; Metazoa; Chordata; Actinopteri; Carangiformes; Carangidae. The record is from RefSeq and is a predicted model, not a curated record. The transcript has 6 exons. The coding region runs from base 259 to 771 and encodes 170 amino acids.
AUAAAUAAAUAAAUAAAUAAACUGACGUAAGCACGUCUGUCCCCCUUCCGGUGUCGUGCGGUUACUGCGGCGGAUGUUGAUGUUUUGUUUCGGAGCCUGCUAAAGGAUGUGAGCUGAAUCGUCUCCGGGACGGGUUGAUAUUUUCCGUCGUUGUCUUCACGGUUCUCUUUGUACAAUUUUUUCAGUAAGGUCUCGCUGUCUGUCGGCGUCGUGUCUCUCCCGGUGUCUCUCCCGGGAAGCGCGAGGCCGAGUCGUGCGAUGAUGGAGGACUUUGAUGAGAUCUACGAAGAGGAGGAGGAGGAAGAAGAGGACGAGGACAGGGCCGCGGAGGAGCAGCUCCUCAAGUACGCUCCGGACCCGGUGGUUGUGCGAGGAUCCGGCCACGUCACUGUGUUUGGGCUUAGUAACAAAUUUGAGUCAGAAUUUCCUUCAGCACUUACGGGGAAGGUGGCACCGGAGGAAUUCAAAGCCAGUAUCAACCGUGUAAACAGCUGUCUGAGGAAGACGCUGCCAGUGAAUGUGCGGUGGCUCCUGUGUGGAUGCCUCUGCUGCUGUUGCACGUUGGGCUUCAGUUUGUGGCCUGUCAUCUGCCUCAGCAAGCGGACAAGAAGAUCUAUAGAGAAGCUCCUGGAGUGGGAGAACAGCAGACUUUACCACAAGUUGUGUUUGCACUGGAGACUAAGCAAAAGAAAGUGUGAAACCAACAACAUGAUGGAAUAUGUAAUCCUAAUAGAGUUCCUACCUAAGAUCCCCAUCUUCAGACCGGACUAGCGUGACUGCAGCUCAUCUUAAAACCACCACUGCUGCCCAGCUCUGUCACAGAACCACAGUGGCUGUCAAGCUCCUGAAUAACUACCCUUCCCAAAAUACUACAAUAUUUUUGUUUACAGGGUAGCAUCAAUCAACUUUUCUCUUUGACCCGUUCUCCCACCCAUACUUUAUCUACACCCUUGUUUACAAAUCCAGCAUCCCCACUCUGGCAUUGAAGUGAAUUCACCAUUGAACCAUGACCUAUUGGACGAGCUGGCACCAGCCUGUGGGAUGUCAGGGGAGACCCAUCCAUGGGCAGUGUUAUUAAUUUUGGAGCCAGAGCUGGAGACUGGACUGUCGAACUCGAGUUCUGUGAGCUACAACUGGAAUUUUGUCAUCUGUGUGUUCCCUAUCCUAAGCACAUGGCACAGUCAACAAACCCUUUCAUACGUUACCUACUGUCACGCCGCCAACUUCACCUGCAAAAAAUACACCCCAGUGCUUUUGUAACAGUUGGUUUGGUUCUCUAGAUCCUCACUAGAGGCUGUGGAGGCAACAUGAUGUGGAACUCCAAAGGAACUGUCAUCCAAAUCAACUUUGUAGCGGACUAACUAGUCUCACAGGAACAUGUUGGGCCAGUGGCCAAAAAAGCGGAACUCACUCUUCUUAUCAACUACCAGACAUUGUUAUCCCUUUCACCUUCGUAUCUCUGCACACCUACUGUGCAUCACCCUAACCCAGUGACAAUCACACACUUUGACUGUACUCCCCAUAGUAUGAUUGGGCCUUUAUGCUACGAUGUUUACCUGGAACAAUUUGUUUUCACCGUGAUGUGUCCAGACCGGCUGCCUAGCAACUUCUUCUCAGUCACAGUGGAACACAUAAGCUGGAAAGACAGCCACUGGAGACGUUGAAAGGAAUUCUUGGUUUCUUUAUAUUUUUUUAGUAUCUCAAGUUUUGUUUACUGUUUUGGUGAAAGAGAGGCAGUCUGUGCUUGCAAACUUGGUGUGUGUGUGUGUGUGUGUGUGUGCGUGCGUGCGUGCGUGCGUGCGUGCGUGUGUCAGUCAAACAUAAGCAAAAAAGACAAAUCAGACAUGAAGACAUACUCUUUACUCUGUGAAGCAGGGUUCUUUCUUUCUCUGAAGUAUUUCUUUGCCAUAACUGAUCUUUGUUACUUUUGUUGUAGUAAUUUAUAAGUGCAUGAGUGUACAUAUUAUAUGUGCAUUCAUGAAAUACGACUCAGUUUUUGUUUUUUUUGGGGGGAGGGCUUUUUUCUGCAAAAUUAUGCUUUAGUUGUUUCGUUUUUAUCUCUAUGGUCAUGUGUCAACACUAAAGCACACAAUCGCUUUGUCCUUAACAGCUUCACAUGGCCUCUUCUCCUUAUCUGCUGACCUCUGGCUUACUUAUGUGUCCAAGUAAAGGAUGUGACUCUUAUGAGAAAGUUCCUCUGUUUUAGAUAUAAUCUGACUCAUUACAUUCAGAGGCCUGGGGUGACCAAGAGUGUUAAAUUCUCUUCAUUAGGUGUAAUAUCAGCAUUCUGUAUCAUGAAGCAGGAUUACUAAAGUUAGCUUCAUAACUGCACUGAGUAAAAUCAGACUACUCCACUAUCAGGAACAUGGACUUUAAAGCUGCAGUAUUUUUAUAUUAAUAAUGAAAAAUGACUGUAAAGUGACAUGGGUUACUUGUAGUGUUGAAACCCAUAGAAAAUUAUCACCCCACUCAGCAGUUUCUCCCAGCCCUGCGAAACAUUUUUGCAUCUUUUAGCUCAUUGUUUUGGGUUUCUGGCCUGCAAAUUUACUGUUGGUUCACUCUCAUCACCUUCAUCAGUCUUGUUUGCAGCAGCAGUAGCAAACAAGGCCCCUAAAUGCAGGAGCAUUUUAGCAUCUGAAGAGCCAGAUAUUUCCCAGGAAUCAGUAGAGACUAAGUGAGGGAGGGUGAAUAUUGGAUAUUCAUCAGCUGGCCAGAAACAUUGCUCCAAAUGAAUGCUAAUGUUGCUCUGUCUUUACAGGAUGUGUAAAUAGGCAACUGUUUGCUAUAUCAACUUUAUAAAGUGAUAACGUGUCAGUUAAUGUAGGUUCAAGGACAAUAAAGUUGUUCCAGACUUGAUUUAGUUCAGUUAUCUAGCUAACUAACAAUCCUGCUUUUGAGAUAAAGCUGUAAGACUAUAUUUAAAAAUGUCAACAUGUUAUAGAUCAUAUCAUGAAGCACAUCUCAGUUUUAUUAAACAUAUACUCAUUUGCCAGCAAGUAGGAGAAAGGGGAGAACAGAAAAAAAAAUGGCCUUUUUGAAUGUGAUAUAGAUUUAGUUUUUCCCACUCAGCACACUUCUUGAUUUAUAAAAACACCCAGAUCCUGACUCAGACUGUGAGAUUGCAUAUUGCAAGAAUUUGAACAAAGCCACUUAGUUUUAGGUCACUGAGCUCUGGUUGAUUGUAUAGGCCACACUCAGGGGAUAAUACUAGAUAAACAAUAUGUAGCAUUGGAAAAUCUCACCGUCAGGUAUGUUCCAAAGUUGCACCAGGGAGUCAAGAAUGAAAUCACACAUUACUUGAACAGUUGUAAAAUGAUGUAUUUGGAGUUUGUUUUGAAAUUGAAACAUGCCCCUAAGAAAAAGACUAAGGAAAGGAAGCACAUAUACCAAGGACCCACAAAGCUCACAGUGUCUUGGUUUAUAUGUUAAAAGAUCCAGAUUCACUUGAUUACCACUGGGCUGCCUAUUGGUUCAUCAGUCACUUUUCUAUUUUUUUGAUUGUGGUCUGUUCUGUGUAAAUCAAGGCAUAAGGCCAUAUGCAGAUAUCUGUGGUGUGUGCGCGUAUGUGUGUAUGCGCACGGUGUAUGCAGAUGCAUAUGUUCUUUGUAGAUCUCAGACUGUGAUUGAACCCUGCACAGAAAAUGAGUCAUUUUUAUAUAAUCUUGUGUGCUCUGUGUGUGUUUGUGUGUAUGAGGGAGAGAAAGGUAUAUGUACAUAUGACUCAUGAGCAGGUGUAUGUACAGUUAUAAACUACCAAUAAACAAGGCUAUGAGCAUC